This is a messenger RNA of Camellia sinensis, 3390 nucleotides long. RefSeq lists its product as uncharacterized. Gene Ontology annotation, molecular function: ubiquitin-protein transferase activity; RNA binding. Lineage: Eukaryota; Viridiplantae; Streptophyta; Magnoliopsida; Ericales; Theaceae. The record is from RefSeq and is a predicted model, not a curated record. Gene Ontology annotation, cellular component: CCR4-NOT complex. Gene Ontology annotation, biological process: protein ubiquitination.
GAAGACCAGACCACGAUGGUGCAUAAACCACCAAAUCAUUAUCUCGGAAGGGUUCUCACAGACGCGACAGCCAUCAAUAAAACCCCAUCCAUAAAAAAGCCGUGUCUCAAUCCUGUGGUUUUCGAUACCCUUUACCGUACUUCCGCGUUCGGUUCUCUCUCCUCUCUCUCGGUGAUCGAACGAACUACGGUAAUGAUGAGCAACGAAGAAGAGAAGAAAUGUCCUCUAUGCGCUGAAGAGAUGGACUGGACGGAUCAGCAAUUGAAGCCCUGUAAAUGUGGUUAUGAGGUGUGUGUUUGGUGCUGGCAUCACAUAAUGGGUAUGGCAGAGAAAGAUGAGACCGAGGGGCGAUGUCCUGCAUGCCGGACACCUUAUGACAAGGAAAAAAUUGUAGGGAUGGAAGCAAACUGUGAAAGGGUGGUGGCAACAAAGAAAGAUCGAAAAAAUAAAGCACAGAAGACAAAGACGAAAAAACCUGAAGAAAGGAAGGACCUAAGUAGUGUUAGAGUGAUCCAGCGGAGAAUGGCUUAUGUAAUUGGGCUUCCUCUUACUCUUGCUGAUGAAGAUCGCCUACAGCGGAAGGAAUAUUUUGGUCAAUAUGGAAAAGUUGCGAAGGUUUCCCUAUCUCGGACAGCCGGUGGGGAUAUUCAGCAAUUUGUUAACGACACUUGUAGUGUAUAUAUUACAUACUCAAAGGAGGAGGAGGCCAUUCGGUGUAUUCAAUCAGUACAUGGUUUUGUCCUGGAAGGUAGGUUUUUAAGAGCAUCGUUUGGAACCGCUAAGUAUUGUCAUGCAUGGUUAAGAAACAUGCCAUGCACCAAUCCUACUUGUUUAUAUUUACAUAGCAUUGGUGCUGAAGAAGAUAGUUUCAGUAAAGAUGAAGAAGCUGCGGUUCAUACAAGGAAUAGAGUUCACCAAAUUGUGGGUGAUACACAUAAUAUGCAACGGCGCUCAGGGAAUAUGUUGCCUCCCCCGCUAGAUGAUCCCUUCAAUGGCAAUAGCAUUGCUGCUGACAAAGUUUUGGACAAAAUUGCCCCAAAAGACACAGCUUAUGCUACAGAAACUUCCACCGGCCACAUGACUUGUUCAUAUUCAUCUAAUGAUAGGGAUGGGCGCAUUAAAACACCUAACAAAACUUUUGUAGAUAUUGUCGGACGAUCUAGUUCUGGUCCAGAAAAAGAUGGGAAUGUUGCUGAAGAUAGAAAGAUUUUAAACUUAUGCUCUGACUUCUCUUCAGUAACAAUUGAUACAGACUAUCAUCUUGAGACUGAAUACUCUAAUUCCAUGCUACGUAAGGUUUCAUCUCGGAGUCAGCUUCCCAUUGGAUUGCCCAGGGAUAAAGAUUCUCAAGAAUAUUCACUCAAACCAUUUAGAGAACCUUCAAGUUUUACAGUGUCGGGGAGAGCUGAUUUUACACCCAGUGAUGCAUGUAUUGCGAAAGGGCGAUCUUGUUUGAUGUUAGAUUCAGGAAGACAAGCAUUGCCUGGUUCCUGCAGUGAUGUGAGAGAAGAUUUUCUGUCUUUUGAUGAUCAGAGAUCAAAGGGCUCUGACACCUUGAGUCAAGAGUCUUCUGUGCUUCCUUCAUCUUAUCCUAUUAGGAUUUCUGACCGUUCUAAUGGUCGUGCGCAGCAGCCUAAAGAAAUGUGUAGUUUAAGUGAUUUCAAUGUGAAGUGUAGCACUGUACAUAGUCAUGUUGAUGAGGCUUCUAUGCCAUUUUCAUGUGUAAAUUCAAUAUUGAGUGAUGGAUACAAUGAGAGGAAAUUCCAUAGUUCUAUUGAAUCAGAUAGGAAUUUUAGAUCUUCUAACUCGUUCUCCAAUGAGGAAAUAGUGGAACACUUGAGAAGGCUUGACAAUGAUAAUAUUACCAAUGAUGAUGACAGUUCUGCAUUAGAUGCGGUUGAAAGCAGUAUAAUAUCAAAUAUCUUGUCUCUGGAUUUUGAUUCAUGUGACAAUUCUUCGACCUUGUCUCACAGUUUAGCUGAAUUGUUUGAUGGAAAUGGUGGGCGGCAUGGUUCUUGGAAUUUUCGUAACAGUGAAAAAUCCAUGUUCUCAUUUGCAAAAGAAGAGAAUUCUGUGAAUCAAGCAACUGAUUUGGACUCAUCCUUCAGUAACAUUGGUCAGGUGUCUAAGCGAUGUGCUCUCCUUCCUGAUUCCAUGGAACAUGAGGAUCACUACUUCUGUGGGCCGCAGCACCACGUGUCCAGGGCUCCAAGUUUGACUCCACCAGGAUUUUCAGUGCCAUCCAGAGACCCGCCUCCUGGGUUUUCCGCAUAUGAGAGAACAAACCGGGUUGUUAAUCCCACCUCUGGGAAUCAUUUGGUUAACACCACUUCCUUACCAAACAGUCAGUAUUGUGCCCAUCAGCAGGAAAUAUUAACAACACCGCGAGUUGAUCUGAUUGAUCCUGCCAUAUUGGUUGUCGGUAGAGGUAAAGCAACAGAUGUGUCGAACAACUCGGGCUUAGAAACGUGGCCAACUUCUACUCAGCCCACCACCUAUGAAGAUCAGGCAAGACUUUGGCUCUUGAUGCAACAAUCUGCAUCUGCUUAUCAGGAACCAAAAUUUCCUCCGAUCUUCAUGCAAGAAACGACUCCGUCUACACAUCAGCAACUGAACUUUUCUGGUCGCAUCGGGGAUGGGUUUUCUCCCAUUGGUGAUACUUUUGGCCUUUCAUCGAGGUUCAUGGAUCAACACCAGACCUAUAAUCCAUCCCCUUUUGCUACACAAUUGUCGUCACAGCAGAAAUAUGGAAAUGGACAUGUGUCAAAUGGCCAUUGGCCCGGUAUGGACGAGGUCCGACUCAGGAACGAAGUAGGCAUGGCUGAAAUUCAGAGAAAUGAGAUGUUAGGGUUCAACAAGUUCUUUCCUGGGUAUGGGGAUUUAAUGUUGCAGAUGCCCAGCACAGGCGAUGUAUACAAUAGAGCGUAUGGGUUGUAACUGUCUCAUUUCUUGUUCAAAAUGAAACUGUUCUGUUCCCUUUUCAGCUUCUUGGCAAAUGUAGUUUCAGCAAAAGAUGAAAUAUUUCUACUUUCUCAGGACCGCACUUCGGUAUAGGAUUGGUCCAAUAACUGUUUGUUGCAGUCAAUGUGUCAGUUUCAGGACUCAGAUAUUCUAGGGCAAAUUUUCUGUUCAUUCUGCGCGGGUGAAUAUGAUCACAACCCUUGAGCAAGGGAUUCUGAGAAUGUUGCUUUCAAGUAAGUCAAUAGUAGUAGUUCUUUACCAAUACACUAGUAUAUGCGUUGGCUUUUAGGGGAGUAGAUCCAGUAUGUCUUCUUUGUAGUCUAUAGUUGUUUGCUUUGGGGCUUGGAAAGUGAAAUGCCUAGGUUGUGUAUUUGCUUAUGUCACUCCUUUGUUAAUGGUUGGUUUAAUGCAAAAAAAUUCUAGCUUUUA